AUGAGCUUUCCGAAAAAUGAUUUCUGUAGAACAGCCUCUUAUGUAGCUGUAAGCGGUAUCAGUACAGGACGUCGUCAACAAGAAAUUGAAGAGAAACUCAUAGAGGAAGAAACUGCUCGAAGAGUGGAAGAGCUUGUGGCUAAACGUGUAGAAGAAGAGUUGGAGAAAAGGAAGGAUGAGAUUGAGCGAGAGGUUCUCCGCAGGGUGGAGGAGGCUAAGCGCAUCAUGGAAAAACAGUUGCUCGAAGAACUCGAGCGACAGCGACAAGCUGAACUUGCAGCACAAAAAGCCAGAGAGGAAGAAGAGCGUGCAAAGCGUGAGGAACUAGAGCGAAUACUAGAAGAGAAUAAUCGAAAAAUUGCAGAAGCACAAGCUAAACUGGCUGAAGAACAAUUGAAAAUUGUUGAAGAACAAAGAAAGAUUCAUGAGGAGAGGAUGAAACUAGAACAAGAGAGACAACGUCAGCAAAAGGAAGAGCAAAAAAUUAUCCUGGGCAAAGGAAAGUCUAGGCCAAAACUGUCCUUCUCACUAAAAAGCCAGGAUUAAAUUGCAACUCUGAACUCUUAAAAGGAAAAAAGAAAGAAACAAAAAAAUCCGACAAAAAAGCAAAACAAAAAAAAAACUUUGUAUGGUAGCUUCAUGUUGAAGUGGUUUUUUUUUUUUCUCUCAAUUUUUUUUUUUGUCUUUUUUGAAAGUCUGGAAAGUUAGCUUGUUCUAAUAGGGGCUGUGCUCUGCAAUUCUUAUUUUUUUUAAAACUUCCAUUAAGUUAAACCCUUAUCAGAUCAUUGUUGCCUUUUAGAGGGUAAUCUGUUCUCACCGAUUUUGUUUCUGUAUUAGUGGUCUGAAGCAGAUCAGGUCACUUUAUGAAUCGUGGGUGAUCUGAUAAGGUUUUACUGACCUACGCAUCAGAGUUUGACUCUGAUAAUUGACAGAACUUUAUACGGGGUAUUGCUGACUUUUAAAUUUUUUUUUUUUUUUUUAAAGUCAGUAAAUACAUGAGUAAAUUGCCAUAGUAUUACUGGACCUCUGUGGUUUAUUGUUAAAUCAGUGUCCUAUGAUACUGUCCCGUUGUUGCGCUUGAUGUUCCUGACACAGGUAAGGAAAUAGUUUGUCAUUUCUGCUAUGAAUACAUAGAGAGAGUUCAGUAUUGUCUCUGUUAGAUUUGUUUUUAUUACAUUGACAGCAUUCAACCAGCGUUCCCCAUUGUGUAAAUAAACCAAUUUGCUGAAUAAAGUGAAAGUCUUAAAUUCAUAUGUUUAAGUAAAUUUUUUUAGUACACUUCUAUAAACAGCUAUGAGUGACAAUUCACAUGAAAUUCAAGACUAUAGUGGUAUUUUUUUUUUUAAUUUUGCUUUAAACUAUUGUGGCUUCUCCUACUUACAAUGCAAAAUUACACACAGUACAAAGUCCCUGCAGUUGUGAAUGUUUUUGAUGGCUGCUGCUGUUUUCAUGAAUGUUGGUUUUUAUUCUGACAGAGACUUAUUUCAGCUGUAAUAUCAUGUUUAAACAGCUGUUUGGCUUACUGCACCCAGACCAAUACUUCGAUAUCUAAUCCCUUUCAGUUCUCCUCAUAAUAUAGUAUAUUGUAUAAGUUAAGGUCAUUUCCAUAUAAUGAAUCUGAUGGAUCCUAAAGGAUUUAAAAAUGGAAGUUUUUUUCCCAAAGGACUGGACCGGCUAGCGUGCUUGAAGUGAAAAACAGAAAGUGAGAUUCUGUCUAAAUAUGUUGUUUUAGCCAGAAGGCAACUGUUAUUCAUAUACAGAUCUUGAAUGUUCUCCAUUUAUAUAUACAGGUUUUAUUUUGGAAAAUGAAACUACAGAUUGAAAACUAUAUAUAAAAGUCCCCUUUUUGUAUAUAAUUCUUCUACCAAAACCUGGAUUACCAUAGCUUGUCCGGUUCUAAAACUUUCUUUUUCCUGUCGGUAUUGCAACAUCUGUAGUAACCGUAAAAUGAAAGUAACCGGUAGUUGCCUGAGCAUUUGAAUGUCACUGGACAAAGUCGGAACUAAUUUCUGAUAUUCCCAAAGGAUCUGUUUCUGUAGAUUUGGCAAAUUAAAUGCGGGAGCAAGUAGAGUGUGCCACUGAGAGCAGUAUUCAACGUGCUUUGUGUGAAACCUGGGCUUGGGGGCAGGCUGAUGCGUAUCGCUUUGUCCAGCAUGUCGAGAAAAAUGUGAAGACAGUAAAAUACCUACACUAUUACUGUACUUAAAUUUGUCUAUAUAUUGUAUUACAGAAGAAGGUUGAAGGUUGCUUAAUGCAUAAAAACAAAAGCUGAAGCCAAAUAAAUCAUGUACGUGACCUGUUGGCAGGAGCAGGCUGUAUUUAAAGCUCAACUGAUACCUGUAUUUCCAAAACAGAAAACAUCCCCUGUUCCCUUAUGAGAAACAAGCUAUUAAAAGUCAAUACUCAAACCAGA
This is a messenger RNA of Pygoscelis adeliae (Adelie penguin), 2413 nucleotides long. RefSeq names its product arginine and glutamate rich 1 (gene ARGLU1). NCBI's taxonomy places the organism in Eukaryota, Metazoa, Chordata, Aves, Sphenisciformes, Spheniscidae. Gene Ontology annotation, molecular function: cadherin binding. The record is from RefSeq and is a predicted model, not a curated record. Bases 1 to 546 code for a protein of 181 amino acids. Gene Ontology annotation, cellular component: mitochondrion; nucleoplasm. The transcript has 4 exons.